Messenger RNA from Passer domesticus (house sparrow), 1573 nucleotides. Its product is annotated as taste receptor type 2 member 40-like. Gene Ontology annotation, cellular component: membrane. The transcript has a single exon. Gene Ontology annotation, biological process: detection of chemical stimulus involved in sensory perception of bitter taste; G protein-coupled receptor signaling pathway; sensory perception of taste. NCBI's taxonomy places the organism in Eukaryota, Metazoa, Chordata, Aves, Passeriformes, Passeridae. Bases 312 to 1247 code for a protein of 311 amino acids. Gene Ontology annotation, molecular function: bitter taste receptor activity; G protein-coupled receptor activity. The record is from RefSeq and is a predicted model, not a curated record.
AACCCACAGUUCUAAAAUCCCCAGUUGAGCUGCUCCAUAGUUUUACAAUGCAAAUCCUUCCACAAAAAUGAAAACUAUGCAACCGAAUCUUGACCCAAUUUGCAUGCUUAGACAAAUCAGCUGAGACAUCAACCCCCAAAACAACAUGUAAAGCAGCAGAAAUAUUAAAUGACAUUAGGAUACUUCUGCCCCUGAGAUAAGUAGGUGAGCAUUGCCCAUAACAGCUCCUUGGGAUUGGUAGUGCCUGGCAAAUAUGAGGCUUUCAGGAGCCCAGAGGAAGCUGAGUAAUAAUUGCAAGCUCUUGUAUUGCAAUGGUGACAUCUUUUGCUGUCCUUUGUCUAUCAAUUGCUAUAAUUGAAUCCCUGGCAGGAAUUCUAGGAAAUGGAAUUAUCUUGGCUGCCAGUUUAUCAAGCUGCAUUGGGAGCAAAAUAUGGCCCCCAUACGACAUGGUCAUGAUCUCACUGAGUUCAUCUAAAUUCAUUUUGCCGUCAUGGAAUACACUGGAUUCCUUAAUGAGUCUAUUUUAUGAGCCCUUCAUUCACGAAGAAAACAUGUUUGUAGUUACCAAGACAAUUUCUACAUUUCUGAGCUACUCCAGCCUCUGGUUUGGAGCCUGGCUUAGUGUCUUCUAUUGUGUUAAAGUUGCCAGUUUUACACAGUCUUUCUUCAUCUGGCUGAAGCUAAGAAUUGCCAGGCUGGUGCCCUGGUUGCUGCUCACAUCAUGGCUCUUCUCCUUCACAGCUGCAAUUCCCUUUGCCUGGGAUGUCUACAGUGUGCAUGAGAACAUCACUGCUCCUUCAUCCAUGACAAACUCUUCAGCAAGGAGAACCACAGGGGAUGACAGUUUCACUUUAUUGAUUUAUCUCUGGAAUGCAAGUACAGCUUUGCCUUUAAUACUGUCUGUUGUUUCCAGUGUUCUGCUGAUUCGGUCUCUGUUGAUACACACCAGAUGGAUGCAAAGUAAUGCAAGUGGCUUCAGGGAUCCCAGCUUAGAGGCCCAUAGGAAAGGCUUCAAGUCAGUCUGUUCCUUCUUUUUCUUCUAUAUUACAUAUUUUAUUUGUUUGCUUCUCCUCUACUCCAGAGUCUUUUCACCUUUAAGUGAUAAGGAAUCCAUGUGUAUAGUUAUAUUGUCUGCCUGUCCUACAGGAUACACAAUGGUUUUAAUUUGGAGCAAUCCCAAAUUUCGAGAGCUGCCAGCUAGGAUUUGGCACCACACUAAAUGUCCUUUCAGUACUAUAUCUGUGUAAAUGAUCAUGACUUAGCAUGCAAUUUCUUGUUUAGAUCCAAAUUAAUUAAAUUAAGUUGUCAGAGAUAAAAAAUAUUAGGCACUGGAAUUAAUACAUUAGGGCCUUGAUCUGGAAUGAUGAAGAAGAGUAAAAAUUUGCUUUACUUGGAUGUGAGUUUUAUUUUGAAAUAUUUUGUAAGUUGUCUCCUAUUUGCUACACUUUCCUUGAAAAUUGCCAUGGUUUCUCUGGAACAAGAGAAAAACAAGGCCAAAACUCAGAUUCCUGUGUGAUUCAGUAAAAGAACAAAACAUCCUUUUGAUCUUUUUCUGCUCUUCCUGAAGUAAUGA